CGUGGCUGGAAUAGUCUGGGGCGCGCACGAGCAGGCGCUGCCAGCCCCGCUUCUGCCUGGGAUUCGGGUCGCCAGGAGCGGGAGGACCAGGACGUCCGUGUCCUCCCCACUCCUCCUCCUUCCUGCUCUCACCUGCGCCUUAUUAGUCGACUCGCCUUCAAGGUGAUGCGUGAGGUGCCAAGAACGGAAGAUUUAAAAGGCAGCCGGGGCUUCCGUAUUGAAUGAAAGACCCAGAGCAGAGGCAUCACCAUGAACACAAGCAUUCCUUACCAGCAGAACCCUUACAAUCCCCGGGGCAGCAGCAACGCCAUCCAGUGCUACCGAUGUGGAGACAUCUGCAAAGGGGAAGUGGUCCGUGUCCACAACAACCACUUCCACAUCAGAUGCUUCACCUGUCAAGUGUGUGGCUGUGGCUUGGCCCAGUCAGGCUUCUUCUUCAAGAACCAGGAGUACAUCUGCACCCAGGACUACCAGCAGCUCUAUGGCACGCGCUGUGACAGCUGCCGGGAUUUCAUCACAGGCGAAGUCAUCUCCGCCCUGGGCCGCACCUACCACCCCAAGUGCUUCGUGUGCAGUCUGUGCAGGAAGCCUUUCCCCAUUGGAGACAAGGUGACCUUCAGUGGCAAAGAGUGUGUGUGUCAAACAUGCUCCCAGUCUAUGACCAGCAGUAAGCCCAUCAAGAUCCGCGGACCAAGCCAUUGUGCUGGGUGCAAGGAGGAGAUCAAGCAUGGCCAGUCUCUCCUGGCACUGGACAAGCAGUGGCAUGUCAGCUGCUUCAAAUGCCAGACCUGCAGCAUCAUCCUCACCGGGGAGUACAUCAGCAAGGACGGCGUUCCGUACUGCGAAUCCGACUACCACUCCCAGUUUGGCAUUAAAUGCGAGACUUGUGACCGAUACAUCAGCGGCAGGGUCUUGGAGGCAGGAGGGAAGCACUACCACCCAACCUGUGCCAGAUGUGUGCGCUGCCACCAGAUGUUCACCGAAGGAGAGGAGAUGUACCUCACAGGUUCUGAGGUUUGGCACCCCAUCUGCAAGCAGGCAGCCCGGGCAGAGAAGAAGUUAAAGCACAGGCGGACGUCUGAGACUUCCAUCUCACCCCCUGGAUCCAGCAUCGGGUCCCCCAACAGAGUCAUCUGCGCUAAAGUGGAUAAUGAGAUCCUUAAUUAUAAAGACCUGGCAGCUCUCCCCAAGGUUAAGUCCAUCUACGAGGUACCACGCCCCGACCUCAUUUCCUACGAGUCUCACUCCCGAUACACGUCCGACGAGAUGCUGGAGAGAUGUGGCUAUGGAGAGUCUCUGGGAACGUUAUCUCCCUACUCCCAGGACAUCUACGAGAACCUGGACCUCCGGCAGAGACGGGCCUCCAGUCCCGGGUACAUCGACUCCCCCACCUACAGCCGGCAGGGCCUGUCCCCCACCUUCUCCCGCUCGCCUCACCACUACUACCGCUCUGGGCCCGAGAGUGGCCGGAGCUCUCCAUACCAUAGCCAGUUAGAUGUGAGGUCCUCCACUCCGACCUCUUACCAGGCUCCCAAGCACUUUCACAUCCCAGCUGGAGAAAGUAACAUCUACCGGAAACCCCCCAUCUACAAACGGCAUGGUGAUUUGUCCACAACAACCAAGAGCAAAACAAGUGAAGACAUCAGCCAGGCAUCCAAGUAUAGUCCCGCCUACUCGCCAGAUCCCUACUAUGCUGCAGAGUCUGACUACUGGACCUACCAUGGGUCCCCCAAAGUGCCCCGAGCCAGAAGAUUCUCAUCGGGAGGAGAAGAGGACGAUUUUGACCGCAGCAUGCACAAGCUCCAGAGCGGAAUUGGCCGGCUGAUUCUGAAGGAGGAGAUGAAGGCCCGGUCCAGCUCCUAUGCAGACCCCUGGACCCCGCCCCGGAGCUCCACCAGCAGCCGCGAGGCCUUGCACACAGCUGGCUACGAGAUGUCCCUCAAUGGCUCCCUGGCGGUGGUGACACAAUCAUCCUUAUUUUACACAUGGGAACUAAGGCACAGAGGGAUUUGGGAGCUUGCCCAAGAUCCCUCAGUUGCCCCUCGGUCCCACUACCUGGCUGACAGCGAUCCCCUCAUCUCCAAAUCGGCCUCCCUGCCUGCUUACAGAAGAAACGGGCUGCACAGGACACCGAGCGCAGACCUCUUCCACUACGACAGUAUGAACGCCGUCAACUGGGGCAUGCGAGAGUACAAGAUCUACCCUUAUGAGCUGCUGCUGGUGACCACAAGAGGAAGAAACCGGCUGCCCAAGGAUGUGGACCGCACCCGUUUAGAGCGCCACCUGUCCCAGGAAGAGUUCUACCAGGUCUUCGGCAUGACCAUCUCUGAGUUUGACCGGCUGGCACUCUGGAAGAGAAACGAACUGAAGAAGCAAGCCCGGCUGUUCUAGGCAGGGGCUCUAUAAAUAUAUAUGCAUUUAUAUAAAGAUAUAUGUAAAAUCUCUAUACUGAAGCUCGGUAUAAUCCUCUCUUAUGUAAUGGGACGCACUGCCUGCCAUGACACUUGCUUUUCUGUACUGUCAGGCAAGCCCCUGUCAUUGAGAUAUUUUUAUGCUCCUUACUUUCUCUUUUCUAAGUGCUGUGGGAUCUGGGAAGGGAUUUGGGGGGACUCCCAUCCUUUUACUGGGGAUCUUUUUUAUACUGAAACAUCUGUCCUAACUCGAGUGCCCCAAGGCCCAACUCUCUUUCCUAAAGGAGGUGCUUGAAGAAGUCUCUUUCCUCUCUGCUCUUGGCCCUUUUCCCAAGUUCCCAGGGCUGAUGUUUCCACACCUUAUUGGCCCCAGAGGGGCCCUCCCAUGGGAGGAUCCAUAAGUAUCUCCCAAAGUCACUGAGCACCUUUGAGAGUCUCAAGUUUUCUCAUCACUCCCAAUUAAGGGUUCCGUGCUCUCUGGGGGUGAUUCCGUCAACAGAGGUAGAAGUGUGGGCCUCCAGUCCACUCGUUACACCAGUCAACAGAAGUGGAUCGGACUUGGCCUCUCCCCAGUCUUCACCCCUCCUCCUUCUGCCCUUGAUCCCAGCCUCUCCUUUGUCCAAAUCUAGGACUCAUGGUAGGAAGAGAAAAGAGCACUUCCAAUUCCACCACUUUCCUUGGGAAACAGGAAGAAAGGAGAGGGAACUGGGAGCAGGAGAUGUAGCAGGGCACCUUUGGGGUUGGAGCUGCAGAGCCCUUUGGGACCCUCGUCCCUCCCUCAGUGCUCCCAGCACCUCCUGACCCUUCUCCCUUUCGAGGAGAGGCCCAUUACUGCAGCCUGUAUUCUUCAGCCUUACGACGAUCCAUGUGCCUGACAACUCAACACACUUCAGGGCUAAUGUUCCCACCAUAGCUCCAACCGAACAACUAGAGGGACAACCUCCAAUCACCCCGCUACAGGCGAUAUAGGCCACAUCCCAAAGAAAGGCUCUUGGUCUGUGCCUGCUGGUCCUAGGGUUGGCAGGGCAACCGUACCAGUCCCCCCGCUGUCCUCGGCCCCCUCUGCAAAGUCAGCCAUGUUCCACAGGGGAAAUGUGCAGAAGAACGACUGCUUUGAAAUUCCAAAAGAAGCUUUGGCCAGUGCCACUCAUGAUCAUCCUGGAUGUCCCUGGGAUGUCCCUGCUUUCCUGUCUCCUUGCAUUCUGCAAUAGGAGUGUAAAAUUUAACUUUCUCUCCUCCAUUUCCCAAAACUUUGACCCUGAGUUGGUGAUGUUUGGUGGGGGUGAUUGCUUCAUGGAGGUGCCUUGAAUCGGACCAUUUUGAGGUCAUGGAGGAAGGAUGAAGACAUGAAAAUGACAAGAAAUAAUGACUCUCGAUAGGCUGGUCAUGUGACGUUAAAAGUGUAAAACUGAGUUCAACAAGCCCUCACUGAGCACCCACUAAGGCUGAGCACCUGCUGUAUACUAAACACUGAAUGGGGGAGGGGGUCCAAACAGUGAGAUGACUCAACAUGGCCCCAGGUCUCCCGGGCAUGCCUACCGAUAGUGGGUAUAGUAAGGUAUGGCCCCAAACAUAAUGGAUGGGAGGCAGAAAGUGAUAGGAGAGACGUGAGAACGUAGGUGUGAAAUUACUGAGAAGGCAGAUGCAGCUGGUGCAGACUAGGGAAAGCUUUCUGGAAGAGAUUGCAUUUGAGCAAAUAUUAAGAAGGGUCUUUGCAAACUGGGAAGAGACUAAGUUGAAAAGAUGAUAGGAUGAGGGGCCAUAUACUCUUAUGUAAAAUGUCAACCCUCUCUGCAACUUCUCUUUUGGGCCAAUGUUUCCAACCUCCUUGACCCUUUAGAAAUAUCCCCAGCCUGACACAAUCAUUGAAACUGCCUCAUUAUCACUGGUUAAAAACUUGGUGAGGUUGAAGGGCUUUUGUUGUUGUUGGAUAUUUUUGUUUCCCAUAAAAGCACAUAAUUUCAACCCAGA
This is a messenger RNA of Choloepus didactylus (southern two-toed sloth), 4382 nucleotides long. RefSeq names its product actin binding LIM protein family member 3 (gene ABLIM3). The record is from RefSeq and is a predicted model, not a curated record. The transcript has 25 exons. NCBI's taxonomy places the organism in Eukaryota, Metazoa, Chordata, Mammalia, Pilosa, Megalonychidae. Gene Ontology annotation, cellular component: stress fiber; actin cytoskeleton. Gene Ontology annotation, biological process: lamellipodium assembly; cilium assembly; cytoskeleton organization. The coding region runs from base 250 to 2391 and encodes 713 amino acids. Gene Ontology annotation, molecular function: actin filament binding.